This is a messenger RNA of Anoplopoma fimbria (sablefish), 2042 nucleotides long. RefSeq names its product cytoplasmic dynein 1 intermediate chain 1 (gene dync1i1a). The record is from RefSeq and is a predicted model, not a curated record. Gene Ontology annotation, molecular function: dynein heavy chain binding; dynein light chain binding. Gene Ontology annotation, biological process: transport along microtubule. Lineage: Eukaryota; Metazoa; Chordata; Actinopteri; Perciformes; Anoplopomatidae. Bases 153 to 2042 code for a protein of 629 amino acids. The transcript is spliced from 17 exons. Gene Ontology annotation, cellular component: cytoplasmic dynein complex.
GACAAGGUGUAAACGAGUGUUUCCCGAGAGGCCUCGGUUCAGUGAGACCAGACGUGAGGUAGACUAUGUGUUGAUUUGUCUUCCUCUUCUUUCGGGAGCAGCAGUGAGACAGCAUCUUUGCCGGGUGACACAUCAUAUCUGCAAGGGACACCAUGUCGGACAAAAGUGACUUAAAAGCGGAGCUGGAGCGCAAGAAGCAGCGCCUCGCCCAAAUCAGACAGGAAAAAAAGAUAAAGGAGGAGGAGAGGAAGAAGAAAGAGUCAGAGAGCCAGCAGAAGAGAGAGGCCACCCCAGAGGAUUCAGAUUUGGACCGUAAGCGCAGGGAGACUGAGGCCCUGCUCCAGAGUAUUGGCAUCUCACCGGAGCCUCCACUAGUCCCGACCCCUGUGUCACCCUCCAAAUCAUUGAGCACACCCAGUGAGACAGGAAGCCAGGAUUCAGCUGAUGGAGGAGCAGCAGCAGGCAGGACGCUGCAGUGGGACACAGACCCCUCUGUGCUGCAGCUACAGGCUGAAUCUGAGCUCGGGCGCAAGAUGCAGAGGCUGGGAGCCUGUAAGAUCACACAGGUGGACUUCCUUCCCAAAGAGGUGGUCGCUUACUGCAAGGAGACACAGACGCCGCUCACCGCCCACCUGUCUGAAGUGGAGGAGGAAGAGGAGGAUGAAGAAAUGCUGGAGGUGAAGCCAGGCCCUGAGUCGGAGCAGCAGGAUGAAGAUGACAACAGGGAAAACAAAGAAGUUCUGCGGGAGCUGACAGAGGAGGAGAGGCAGCAGAUCCUGCACUCUUCUGAGUUUCAGAGUUUCUUUGACUGCAGCAUCCGGGUGAUGGAGAGAGCUCUGGCCGAAGACGGCAACAUCUUCUUUGACUACAGCGGCCGGGACCUGGAGGACAAAGAGGGAGACUCGGGUAGCGGCUCCAGUCUGUCCUUCAGUAGACUCUUCUACGAUGAACACUGGUCGAAACAUCGUGUGAUCACCUGCCUUGACUGGUCUCUCCAGUAUCCUGAGCUGCUCGUCGCCUCCUAUAACAAUAAUGAAGAUGCUCCUCAUGAGCCGGAUGGUGUCGCACUAGUAUGGAACAUCAAAUUUAAGAAGGCCACGCCAGAGUACAUCUUUCACUGUCAGUCCCCCGUUGUAUCUGUGGGCUUCGCCAGGUUUCAUCCCAACCUGGUUGUGGGGGGGACUUACUCGGGACAGAUCGUCCUGUGGGACAACCGCAGUCACCGUCGGACCCCCGUCCAGAGGACUCCUCUGUCUGCUGCUGCUCACACUCACCCGGUGUACUGCGUGAACGUGGUCGGCACACAGAAUGCCAACAACCUGAUCUCUGUGUCUACAGACGGCAGGAUGUGCUCCUGGAGUCUGGACAUGCUUUCCCAGCCACAGGAGACCAUGGAACUGGUGUACAAUAAAUCCAAACCCGUGGCGGUGACAGGCAUGGCUUUUCCCACGGGAGACGUUAACAACUAUGUGGUUGGGAGUGAGGAGGGCACUGUGUACACUGCAUCCAGACAUGGCAGCAAGGCAGGCAUCUGUGAGAUGUUCGAGGGCCACCAGGGGCCGGUGACGGGCAUCAGCUGCCACAGCGCAGUGGGCACCGUCGACUUUUCCCACCUCUUCAUCACAUCCUCCUUCGACUGGACCGUCAAACUCUGGAGCACCAAGCACAACAAGCCUCUGUACUCAUUUGAGGACAACGCCGACUAUGUGUAUGACGUCAUGUGGUCGCCCGUACACCCUGCCAUCUUCGCCGCCGUGGAUGGCAUGGGCCGCUUAGACCUGUGGAACCUCAACAACGACACUGAGGUACCAACUGCCAGUGUGACCAUUGAAGGCGCUUCUGCCCUCAACAGGGUACGGUGGUCGUCAGGGGGGAAGGAGGUGGCUGUGGGGGACUCAGAAGGCCGAGUCUGGAUCUACGAUACUGGAGAGCUGUCAGUGACUCACACUGAUGACUGGUCGCGCUUCGCUCGUACCCUGAUGGAGAUCCGUGCUAACCGAGCUGACGGCGAGGAGGAGGGGCCUAUGGAGCUGCCUUCAUAG